CUCCCUAUCUCGCUCUGUCUGACAGACACGACAACCAGGUGUUGCCGAGACAGCGAAUUCAAUCUUUAGCCAUGUUCCAACCAUAGACCAAGAGGCACCAUUAACGGAGAUCACUUCUUGGACCUAUGUGGAGAAUAGAACCUAUGCCACUGUGAUUGAAAGGUGACCGCACUACCUACGUGCCUAUUGUCUAUCGCCAUGGUAUGAGCUGCAGGUUCUAUGGGAUCCAUCCACCUAUCCAAGUGAAAUGAAGGCGCACCAAUGGUGGACCAUUUGUAUCAUUUUCAAGGAUUAUCGUGAAAGUUGUUAAUAUAUGGAAAUCGUUGUCAUGGACCUCAGACGGAAUCUUUUCUGAAAUACCUGGACAUCCAGAGAAUGGUCGUCCCACGUCCCCAUGACAUGACGCAUGACAUCUGCAGUGUUGUACAAACAUGGAGUCCGAAUACACGGAGUUUCAUAUGAAUUUAUGAUGCAUUUUCACUUCAUCUCAUAUCCAAUCCACCGCCACAUAAAGGAAUGUACACUGUUCAGUCAAUAUAUCUUUCAGCGUCUGUCUAAAACUUGAAACAAUGCCCAAGUAUCUACAGUGAUGUUCAGAUUUAACUACCAUCACCUCCGACUACCACGGUCCUGCAUCAGCUACGCCAUCUUGCUCCUAAUUGGGAGUAUUAUUUUGUGCAUUACUAUUAUAAAGUCCCCUUGUAGGUUUGUAAACCUGACUCGAUGCUGCUGUAUUCAAAGUACCAGGCCACCGUCCUCCAAAUUCCCCUUCCCCAGGAACAACAUCAGUGACAACACUAACUUCAUCCUCAACUCCGACCACUGUAGACUUCGGGCACCUGUGUGGAUGGUCAUCGGGGUCAUAUCUCGUGCAAGUAACUUCCAUCAACGACAUGCCAUCCGGCACACGUGGGGGUCAGUUGUCCGUCGAACGCCAGCCAGAAACGUCUGUCUCAUAUUCCUGGUUGGUCUGUGCCAUCCGUCCGUACAGGUGCUGCUAGAGGCGGAGCACAAGCAGUAUGGCGACGUAGUCCAGGUGAACGCAGACGACACGUACCAGAACCUGGUAUGGAAGAGCGUUGCGUUGUUAAAAUGGACGGCCGAGUUUUGUACAAGUUUCAGCUUCUUGUUGAAGAUCGAUGAUGACGUUUUCGUAAAUUUGGAACAGCUCUUCAAUACACUUGAUAUGUUUGAGUCUGUGCCUAGGUUUAUCAUGGGUCAGAUAAACAGACGUAGCCAGCCAAAAAGGAGAUCAAUGUCUAAAUAUUACGUCUCAAGAAACGAUUAUCCCGACGACUUUUAUCCAACAUACGUCGCCGGUGCUGCCUACGUCAUUUCCGGUUUACUGACACGUGACCUCCUGGAGGUGAUUCCAAACUCUCCGUUAGUGCACGUGGAGGAUAUUUUCAUCAAUGGAAUCUGCGCGCAGCGAGUGGGGGCUCUUCUUGUUGGUGACUGCGGUUUCUCCACUCGACAUGUUAAACUCGAGCAUAUACUGUGGUACCCAGAUCGACUCACAUUUCACGGAUAUACCCCAAGUGGGAUGAAAGAACUGUGGAAACAAACAAGACAAGUUGCUUCCAAUUAGUAAAGACAGAGGUCAUAAAUUAUUGCCAAGAAUUUGUCCAGGAUUAUUGCACUCAUAUAGCGACGUGUGUGUGGCUGCUUGUAGUAGUCUGGACUAAUACCGAAUUUAUAGUACUAGACCAUCAAUGCCGAGGCCCAGGCAGGGUAACAACAAAUACCAUCUUUUAAGAUCUGACAAGGCAGGGGAACGAACAACCAGCCUUCCGCUCUCCAGCCAGCUCUAUCCACUACACCACCAAUGGAGUAUACACGUGAAAGGAAAGACAACACUCCAACUUAAAGUAUUGAAAUAUGGGUGGCUUUUUCUUCAUAGAUUCGAAAUCUGCUUAUUGUGGACUAUAAUCAUGACUGGUUUGACCUGUGUGCUAUGCUGAUUGCCACCUGGUGACUAAGCAAUAAAAUAAAAUAAAAAAACUAAUUAAAGCGGUGCUGGCAAGACGACUGAAUUUGGAGUAUUGCUGCCCAUAAAGAAGAAAACUCAGAGCAAUUAAUAAAAAAGGUAUUGCUUUAUUUGUUAUAUAGAUAAACAAGCUAACAGAAUAAUGCCAAGUGAAGCCUAGAUAGGUGGGUGCCUACAUAGCAACUACAUUCAUCUCAGCCUGAAGUUUACAAGACAUCAGCAGCUACCCAUGUGGUAACAAAUCUGAACAGAAAGUUUCUCACUGUGCACCAAAAUGUUAGAUAAAUAUUCCUCUUGCUGGUCUUGAUGCCAUUACUUUCAUAAAUUUUCAAAAGUCCUACAGAGUCAAUUCAAAGAGUUUUAACUAUCAUGUACAUGUAUAACAAUCAACACAUCCCAUUAGCAGAUAUAACUAAGAA
This is a messenger RNA of Haliotis rufescens (red abalone), 2406 nucleotides long. Its product is annotated as beta-1,3-galactosyltransferase 5-like. NCBI's taxonomy places the organism in Eukaryota, Metazoa, Mollusca, Gastropoda, Lepetellida, Haliotidae. Gene Ontology annotation, molecular function: hexosyltransferase activity. The coding region runs from base 590 to 1588 and encodes 332 amino acids. The transcript is spliced from 2 exons. Gene Ontology annotation, cellular component: membrane. The record is from RefSeq and is a predicted model, not a curated record.